Messenger RNA from Bipolaris oryzae ATCC 44560, 2442 nucleotides. Its product is annotated as carbohydrate-binding module family 18. Gene Ontology annotation, molecular function: chitin binding. NCBI's taxonomy places the organism in Eukaryota, Fungi, Ascomycota, Dothideomycetes, Pleosporales, Pleosporaceae. The record is from RefSeq and is a predicted model, not a curated record. The coding region runs from base 1 to 2442 and encodes 813 amino acids. The transcript has 2 exons.
AUGAGGUCUUCGGUUUACGGCCUUGGCCUGCUCGUUGGUGCGGCCUCGGCCAACAUCAACUUCUUCUGGGUCAACCCCACCUGCAACUACACUGACCCCACUGCUCACACCUGCUUGACUGGCCAGCACUGCAUAGAGAACAACACUUGUGUUCCAGAUGAUGCCAGCCCCUACUCCAAGGUUGUAUCCCGCUCUACUUUGCUUUUCGCUCCUACCAAGAGGCAAAACAACAAGUACUCCCAGGAUGGCAAGUGCGGUCCUCAAAACGGCAAUUUGCUCUGCGACCCCAACAGCACAGUCUACACGGGCACUUGCUGCUCCGAGUACGGCUGGUGCGGCAACACCGCAGCCCACUGCUCAAAGGGCUGCCAGUCUGGUUGCGACAAUGCCGCCAAACCCUCUACUGCCGCCACCCCUUCCAACUCUGCCGCCCGGGACGACGGCCGCUGUGGAAAGGACUUUGGCGGCGCUACCUGCGAUGCCAAGGGCGCUUACGGUGGCUGCUGCUCUGAGUACGGAUACUGCGGUAGCACUGACGGUCACUGCCUCAAGGCCAAUGGCUGCCAGAAUGGCUGCAAGGAUGGCACUCCUCAAAACGAUCCUAAGCCUACUACCGCCACCGUUACCCGCCCUCCCUCGACCACCACCUCUGGCGAGCCUGUACUAGGAAAGCCAACCACCCCCAGCAACCCCAAUGGAAUCCCCACUACUGAUGGAAGCUGCGGUGCCAAGUUCGGCAACACUGUUUGCGGAAGCUGGGCCCAAGGCAGCUGCUGCAGCAUGUACGGCUACUGUGGUAACACAACUGCUCACUGUGGUGAAGGUUGCCAGAGCGGUCCUUGCAACCAAGCUCCUACUGUCCCUGCCCCCGGUGCCAGCCCGGCGCCUGUUGCUGCUAAGCCCGGAAGCAUUGCCCUCAAGGGCCGAUCCGGUGUCCCUGCUAUGCACGCUGGUCUCAUGCCCAACGGUCGUGUUGUCUUCCUUGACAAGGUUGAGAACUACACUGAACUCAAGCUUCCCAACGGCCAGUACGCCUACUCCUCCGAGUGGGACCCCGUCACCGGCCAGUUGGUUCCCCUUGCCUACAAGACCAAUGCCUUCUGCUCUGGUGGUAUCUUCCUUGCUGACGGUCGCUUCGUCUCCCUCGGUGGAAAUGCUCCUCUUGACUUCAUUGACCCUACUGUUGGUGAUGGUUUCAAGGGUAUCCGUUACCUCGAGCGCUCCUCCACUGAUGCUUCCAAGAACGGAAAGGCCUGGGUCGAGCCUGGUCAGCUUCUCGAUACUCCCCGCUGGUACGCCUCCGUCCAGAUCAUGCCCGACGACUCCAUCUUUGUCGCAUCUGGCUCCAAGAACGGCCUCGACCCCAGCAAGCCCGAGAACAACAACCCCACCUACGAAAUCCUGAACUCCGACGGUACUCCUCGUGGCAAGAGCUACAACAUGGAGAUUCUGAGCAAGAACCAGCCCUACUACAUGUACCCCUUCAUGCACUUGUUGAAGGAUGGCAACGUUUUCGUCGCCGUCUCCAAGUCCGCUGAGAUCUUCAAGGUCGAGACUGGCACCGUUGUCCGCAUGAUGCCCGACCUCCCCGGUACCUACCGCACUUACCCCAACACUGGUGGAUCCGUCAUGCUUCCUCUGUCCAGCGCCAACAACUGGAACGCUGAUAUCAUCAUCUGCGGUGGUGGUCCUUACCAAGACAUUACUGCUCCUGGCGACGCUUCCUGCGGCCGCAUCAGGCCUCUUGAUGCCAACCCACAGUGGGAGAUGGACUCUAUGCCUGAGGGCCGUGGUAUGGUUGAGGGUACUCUCCUUCCCGACGGUACCGUCGUCUGGGUCAACGGUGCUCAAGAGGGUGCCCAGGGUUUCGGUGUUGCUCGCGAUCCUGCUCUUGAGGUCCUUCUCUAUGACCCCAACCAGCCCAAGGGCAAGCGCUUCACCACCGGUCCCAAGUCCACCAUUGCUCGUCUCUACCACAGUGUUGCCCUUCUCCUCCUUGACGGUACUCUGCUCAUCUCCGGCUCCAACCCCGUUGAGCAGCCCAUCCUCAAGCCUGACGCUAAGAACCCUUACGUCACCGAGUUCCGCAACGAGAUCUACACUCCUCCUUACCUCCAGGGCAACCCUACCCGUCCUUCCAACGUCCAGAUCUCCAGCAAGAACCUCAAGGUCAACACUACCUUCAACAUCAAGUUCACUGCUCCCGCCAACGCCAAGGCAGUCAAGGUCACCCUCUACUACGGUGGAUUCGUUACCCACUCUCUCCACAUGGGUCACCGCAUGGCCUUCCUCGACACCACCGGCUUCAAGGCCGGCGCCACUGCCCAGAGCAUCACCGUCACCAUGCCUCCCAACAAGGCCAUUGCUCCUGCUGGUCCUUAUGUCAUCUACGUCCUUGUCGAUGGCGUCCCUGCCAUGGGCCAGUUCGUCCAGGUCUCAUAA